Messenger RNA from Parastagonospora nodorum SN15, 1068 nucleotides. RefSeq lists its product as hypothetical. The transcript has 2 exons. Bases 1 to 1068 code for a protein of 355 amino acids. Lineage: Eukaryota; Fungi; Ascomycota; Dothideomycetes; Pleosporales; Phaeosphaeriaceae. The record is from RefSeq and is a predicted model, not a curated record.
AUGCGGGAACCUAGACGAGCUCUGUUAGCCGCAGCUCUCGUGAGCAUCAUUCCGGCCUUUGUCUUUCUUGUCCCAUCCGAUACUAUCCCGCAAGCCAUCCGGCCUCGCUCAUCCAGCGCUGAUGCUCUCCCUACACAAACCAUCUUCCUCCCAUGGACGAAGCCGUUUUCCCGCGCCUCAGGCUACACACCGAGCGUUCUUGGUGUCAUUGCUGGUUCGCGGCAAAUCUUCCCCAUUGACACUACGAGUACUGGUGUCGUGAUAGGCGCAAACCGACUACCAAAGCUGCAGCUGGGAAAAGGCAAUCCAGUCGGAUGGAGAUUCAUAAGUGAUAACAGCAUCUUGCUCACCGGCCAAAUUGCCAAUCUGCCCAUCACGUUCUAUGGCUCCAAAAGAAGUCAGCAAGCGAUAAGCCAGGUUCCGGUACUCGUCAUAACCAAAAUUGUCAGAUGUCCUGGAUUCAAUAAGGACAGAGACAAGGGUGUGUGCCCACUGGAAAAGCUCGAUAAGAAGUACAAGCAGCACCUCAAUUCAGUAUUAUUCAUGGGCGUCGGUUUCGGGGUCACGGCACCUGGAAAUGGCAGCUUUCCCAGCAUACCUUCACACGACCCGUUCCUGAACGUCAUGCGCCUCACCGACUACAAUACGCUUUCGAUGCGCAAAGGCUAUGUGAUUACGGCACGAGGCGUAUACUUGGGCCUGACGGACGAUAAUACCUCUGGGGCGGUUUGGACGCGACUCGGAAAAUUAGCUGGGACUACGGAUCCGCAGGCUUGGGCUGGACCGCUUGUUUCCUUUACCUCUGGAACUUCGAAUGAGUCGACGCAAGCACGCGCGCUCAUUGAUAUCAGCACGACGCAAAUGAAGAUACAGUCAUCAUUGCAGUCUACUCUACCGAAUAGGACCGUCAGUGACGGCAAGACACCGCCGGAAAUUUCGAAACGAGUGAUAACGGGCACGAAGCUCAAUUUUGCAUUUCUUGACAUGGGGAAAGGUGUCGCGGGUUAUGAUUUUGUGGUUGGGGACAUCAUGUUGAAGUUGUCACAAAGGGCGCUGUGCCGUAUGUAA